AGAGGUGUGAGGGAGCAGCGCCCACUCGAGUCCCUCCAUCAGUGCUCCCUGUGACAUCCCAGCAAAAGCCGGGUAGUUUAUUCAUGCAAACACACUUCAGUUCAAGUGCCGAGUGCUAAUAAUUGAGAGUGACUGCCUGGAGUGCAGCUAGGAAGAUUCUAGGCAACGUUUGGGCUCAAUGGGAGGGAACGCUACAGCUGGUAACUGAUGUCCGCAUUGGAUUUGGGGUGGAAGCGUCAUGUGUGCGGUUUAUUGGCCAUCCCCGUCCAGUGGACCAGGCCCUAAGCAGUAAGUCAGGGGCCUGCCACUGAUCCUCUGUGCCUCUUGAUACCACACCUGACUCUUGGGCAUCAGUGAGUCUCUCUAAAGUAGCAAGACGGGAGAACCAAAUGAGGUAAUUAAGACAAGUGCCUGAAGGAAAACACAGACAGACACAUGCAUACCCCAGCACUGCUCACCAAAGGCACGUAUUUCUUGUCCAGUGUCACCAACCUGGACCCUUUUGGAAGUUCCUCCGGAGCCCCAGGCCUAUUUUUAUUCCCGCUGUGCUUGUAGUGGUCCUGGUCCCUGUCCCUUAGAGUCCUCAGUCACCUUCAGAUGCAGGUGCCCGAGUGUUUAAGUGUGGCUGAGCAGUCCCCCCCACCUGCCAGGAACCAGCCUCCUCACUAGGUCUCGGGGGCUGGCACAGCUGAGGGUUCAGUGUCCUCUGAGACGCCACAUUUCUUGUAGGCUGUAAGACACCUCUGCAGUCCUUCCUGGGAAUUGCCGAGCAGCAUGGGGGCCCCCAAAAUGGGACCCUGAUCACUCAGACUCUGAGCCAAGCCAACCCCACUGCCAUCACUGCAGAAGAGUACUUCAACCCCAACUUUGAGCUUGGCAACCGGGACAUGGGCCGCCCCAUGGAACUCACCACCAAGACACAGAAGUUCAAGGCCAAGCUGUGGCUGUGUGAGGAGCAUCCCCUGUCCCUGUGUGAGCAGGUGGCCCCCAUCAUUGACCUCAUGGCUGUCAGCAAUGCGCUUUUCGCCAAGCUCCGGGAUUUCAUUACCCUACGCCUGCCGCCUGGUUUCCCGGUCAAGAUUGAAAUCCCAAUCUUCCACAUCCUUAACGCUCGCAUCACCUUCGGGAACCUCAAUGGCUGCGAUGAGCCGGUGCCGUCGGUGCGAGGCAGCCCCAGCAGCGAGACCCCGUCCCCAGGCAGCGACUCCUCCAGCGUCAGCAGCUCCAGUUCCACCACCUCGUGCCGCGGCUGCGAGAUCUCCCCCGCGUUGUUCGAGGCCCCGCGCGGCUACAGUGUGCUGGGCGGCCAGCGGGAGGCGGCGGCCCGCGACGACGACGACGACCUGCUGCAGUUCGCCAUCCAGCAGAGCCUGCUUGAGGCGGGCAGUGAGUAUGACCAGGAGCGCCCCGCCCACGCCGCAGCGCCAGCCCGCGCCCCCCGCGGCCCUGGCGUCGGUGCCCAGCCCUCGGCCCAGCCCGCGCCCGGGCGGCCACGUGUUCCGGAGCUACGACGAGCAGCUGCGGCUGGCCAUGGAGCUGUCGGCGCAGGAGCAGGAGGAGCGGCGGCGGCGCGCGCGCCAGGAGGAGGAGGAGCUGGAGCGCAUCCUGCGGCUCUCGCUGACCGAGCAGUAGCGCCCGCGGCCGGACCCCUGGGCCCCGCCCCGCCCGCCCCGCCCCGGAGCCAGACUCGCUCGGGCCCGCGUGCCCGCCGCGCGCGGCCGGGAGACUGGAGCCGCCGCCUCGGGGCCCUCGGGGCCGGAGAGGAGCCCCUGGCACCAGCCGGGGAGGGGGGCGGCGCGGCCGCGGGGUACCUGUCCCGGCCAGGGCCCCGGAGGCAGCCCGCACGGCCCGGGCCCCCCUGCUUUGCUGUAUCCUGACGCCCACCACUAUCCUGGGCUCAGACUUGUCCGAGGGGGCCAGGCCGUCCUGAGGGGGAGCCGGGUCCUUAGAGGAGCAGUGUCCCCCAUCCCUCGCUCCUUCUGGCCGGUCCUCCUCUUCUGCUCACAGAACCCACUGUAGGACACUGUCCGUGAAGCCUUUGCAUCUCCGCUCUUCACCCCAGGGGGGCAGCUGAGCUCCCCACGUGCUGUGUUGCUGCUUUGUCCCAGACACAAACCAGCACGUCGAGGGCCCAGCUCCUCCUUCACCCCGGCAUUUCAGCGUCAAGUGCACUUAGCGGGGUGCCCGGCUUCCCCAGCCCCCCACACCCCUCCCGGGUCUCAGGGUGGUCCCAGUUUCUCCUUGGGCGGCCAGAGGUUGGAGUCCCCAUCCCCACGGCACACUUUUGUGAUCAGGGAGGGUGUCCAAGGUGCCCCCCCCGCCCCUCCCCCCCCUGGCCUGGGCAAGGCCUGAUUCCUUCAUGAUGUCUUGGCAAAUGGGGGACAAUAUUUGGGCUGGGGGCGAACACUAGACCCUGCACCCUGGCCCCGCUUAUGGGCAGGUGCACCCUGGAGCCCUCUCACCGGCUCAGGGCCCUGGCGCCACCACCCACCCCUUCCCACCAGCUGCUGCUAGCCCUCUGUGGUCGUGUGUCCCACCUGCCCCCAGCCAGGGGCUGACUCUAAAACCCUUCAUCCAAUGGUGCUAACCCCCGGCUCUCCCCUGCCCCACCCCCCCCACCCAGAGAAGCACAGACCCCGCUAGGGGCAGGGGCCCACCGCACACCCUUGUCCGCCUUCUCUCAGGCUGGCCUUCCUGGCUCAGCCGGUGAGGCUCAGCAGGGACACAAAAGGGAUGGAAGAAAAGAACAAAGAGAAACUGUUCCUCUCACCUCCUUCCCUGAUGCCAGGGGCACCGGACUGACUCUGAGGCACAAAUAAAAGAGGCUUCAAACCCGA
Mirounga angustirostris (Northern elephant seal) is the source of this 2837-nucleotide messenger RNA. RefSeq names its product ankyrin repeat domain 13B (gene ANKRD13B). The record is from RefSeq and is a predicted model, not a curated record. NCBI's taxonomy places the organism in Eukaryota, Metazoa, Chordata, Mammalia, Carnivora, Phocidae. Gene Ontology annotation, cellular component: cytoplasm. The coding region runs from base 888 to 1877 and encodes 329 amino acids. The transcript has 6 exons.